AUGGCGGAAAGAAGAGAGCAAGAGAAGCCGCUCGCCCCGGCCAUCCCCGCCAACUCCAAGCUCAGCCCUUUUCCACCGGAGUUCAUAUCACACCGCCGCCACCGGUGCCUCAAGUGUUGCGGCUGCUCCGCCGCGCUUCUCCUAAUCCUAGCUGUCACAACACUCAUACGCAAGUUCACAAUCUUCCACGUGAAGCAUCCGUCGCUCGAGAUCAUCUCGGUCAAAAUCGACGGCCUCAAUUCGCUAUCCAACAACAACAACCCGACGCUGGUGGCCGGCGUCUUGAUCAAGAACUCCAAUGCGGCGUCGUUCAAGUUCCACGAGGCGGCCACGAAGGUGUACUGCGACGAUGCGCUCGUGCGAGAGGCCUCAAAGCGUGGGAGGUCACAAACCAAUGAUGAAGAAGAACAGACAGCUAGAAAGAAACAGGCUAAAGGAAAAAGGAAAAUUAUUUCUAAUGAACAGUUUAAAAUCAGAGACCUAAACUAG
Molecule: messenger RNA, 489 nt
Organism: Salvia splendens (bonfire salvia)
Lineage: Eukaryota; Viridiplantae; Streptophyta; Magnoliopsida; Lamiales; Lamiaceae
Exons: 2
Coding region: 1-489 (162 amino acids)
Source: RefSeq, a predicted model, not a curated record